This is a messenger RNA of Cynara cardunculus var. scolymus (artichoke), 528 nucleotides long. RefSeq lists its product as uncharacterized. NCBI's taxonomy places the organism in Eukaryota, Viridiplantae, Streptophyta, Magnoliopsida, Asterales, Asteraceae. The record is from RefSeq and is a predicted model, not a curated record. The transcript has a single exon. The coding region runs from base 1 to 528 and encodes 175 amino acids.
AUGGGUGAUUUUAAUUCAAUGCUUUUCCCUCAUGAUGGGUUGGGGGGUUCCUCUAGGCGAAAUUCUGACAUGGAGGAGUUUCAUCUCUGUCUGGAAGAGGCAGAAUUAUUUGACAUUUCGUAUCAAGGUUGCCAAUUUACUUGGAUACAGAAACCUUCGGGGGGAGAUGGUGUUAUGCGCAAACUUGAUCGUAUCCUGGGCAAWUCUGCUUUUAUCACUAGAUUUGGGGAUGCUUCGGUWUUCUUUGAACCAAGGGGGAUAUCUGAUCACUCUCYGGGUAUUCUUUCUUUUAAAGUUGGUAGACGUCUUUGCCAACGUGGCUUUAAGUUUGAUAAUUUUGUGACUUCUCAUAAGGAUUUCCUUGCUUCUGUGGAGGAGGUGUGGACGAAACCUCAUAGAGGAUCUUAUAUGAAGAGGGUGCUUCGGAAAUUGCAAGCUCUGAAGGUGGUUUGUCGGCGUCUACGAAAUUCGUAUGGUUGUUUGGAUAAAAGGGUUGUUCAGUUAAAGACGGAACUUGAUGUCGCUUAA